AUGAGGGCUGUGUUUGUUCUGUGCCUCAUUUCGAUGGCUUAUGGGGCCUACUACGAAGAGAUGUACCAUCGGCUAAAGAAUGAUGUGUCAAAGAUGAGGGCAGAAAUGACAUGGAAGAUGGGUAUGAACAAACGAUUUCGUGGCAUGUCAGAAGAACAACUACGGGCGAUGAGCGGUGCUACAUUUGACGGACUGGAAGAACUGCCAGUGAAAAAGUCUUUCAGAAGAAACCUAGAUCUGCCAAAAUCUUUUGAUGCCCGUGAUCACUGGCCCAACUGCAAAUAUAUUCCAUUUAUUCGUGAUCAAUCCAACUGCGGUAGCUGCUGGGCCGUGUCGACGGCGUCCGUGAUGACAGAUCGACACUGCAUCGCUAGCUCCGGCAGAGACCAACCGUACAUAUCUGACGAAUACGUGCUCAGCUGCUGCGGCCCAGAGUGCGGAAGGGGGUGA
Soboliphyme baturini is the source of this 450-nucleotide messenger RNA. The record is from the annotation of a GenBank genome assembly. Lineage: Eukaryota; Metazoa; Nematoda; Enoplea; Dioctophymatida; Soboliphymatidae.